Molecule: messenger RNA, 4458 nt
Organism: Pimephales promelas (fathead minnow)
Lineage: Eukaryota; Metazoa; Chordata; Actinopteri; Cypriniformes; Leuciscidae
Gene: slc6a16a
Product: solute carrier family 6 member 16a
Biological process (GO): nitrogen compound transport; amino acid transport; sodium ion transmembrane transport
Cellular component (GO): plasma membrane
Source: RefSeq, a predicted model, not a curated record
AACCAGAUAAUAUAGGGACGAGUGCAGAGACCCAAAAAGGAGAGCUCCGCGUGUUCUGUAAUGUGACAAAGAGCUGUCAAGAAGGGGGAGGGGUCUCGUUUACGCGUAGGUAAUACAGCUCUCCAAUGGUCUCCAAUGACAGCGCGCAUAACUGCAGGGUCUGGCGUUACAUUUGCCUUUUUACCAAAGUUGUGAACUCGGAUCCCUCCAACGUGGCGAUCUCCUAACCACCAGAAGAGUGGGAUAAAUAUUGCAGUGGGUCUGAAUGACUGUAUUACUAUCAGAACCGAUAACUCAGAGCCUGUCAGUUUAAGAUAAGCGGUUUAAACAAAAAACUACAACUGGGCAACUCCCCCUGAAACGGGCUGCCAAGAUGGAGAAGCCACCGUUGACCAAUGAGAAUGGGAGCGUAUUGGUCGAGAGCCUAUCAGACAUGGCUUUGGUGUCGACAGAGGAUGAAGUCGGGUCUGCAGGUGCUGCUGGGCAGGAGGACGACAGGCCAGCGUGGGACAGUAAACUACAGUAUGUGCUCGCCCAGGUGGGCUUUAGCGUUGGCCUGGGAAAUGUCUGGAGGUUUCCCUACCUCUGCCACCAAAAUGGAGGAGGUGCCUUUAUGUUAUUGUACGUGAUGCUGUUGCUCAUUAUCGGGGUUCCUCUGUUCUUUAUGGAGCUGGCCGCUGGCCAGAGCAUCCGUCAGGGCAGCAUCGGGGUCUGGAAACACAUCUCACCUCGCCUCGCAGGCAUCGGCUACUCCAGCUGCAUGGUGUGUUUCUUUGUGGCUCUGUACUAUAAUGUGAUCAUUGCCUGGUCUCUGUUCUAUAUGGGGAAUUCAUUCCAGUAUCCAUUGCCAUGGGAACAGUGUCCUGUAGAUAUGAUCUCAAACCAGACAGUGAAGGAAUGUGCCGCAAGCUCUCCUACCUCCUAUUUCUGGUUCAGAAAGGCUCUGGAUAUCUCAGACUCUAUAGAUGAGUCAGGAGAGUUUAACCCUAUCAUGACCGGGUGCCUCCUUGCCGCCUGGACUAUAGUGUGUCUCGCAAUGAUCAAGGGCAUCAAGUCUUCUGCCAAGGUGAUGUAUUUCUCGUCCGUGUUCCCUUACGUUGUGCUGAUCUGUUUUCUCAUCAGAGGGCUCAUGUUGGACGGGGCUUUAGAGGGCAUCAGAUAUAUGUUUUAUCCUAAGCUGGAGAUUUUGGGGGAAGUGCAGGUGUGGCGUCAGGCUGCCACACAGGUGUUUUUUGCACUGGGUCUAGGUUACGGCUCGGUGAUCGCUUAUUCAUCCUACAACCCUGUGCAUAACAACUGCCACCGGGACGCCAUCAUGGUCUCUGGCAUCAACUUCAUGACCUCAGUUUUGGCCUCUCUGGUUGUUUUUGUGGUCCUUGGUUUCAGAGCCAAGAACAUUUCUCUGAAAUGUGUUGCAUCUAAUGUGGCCAGGAUGGCAGAAAUGGCAGCAACAGGUUCAUCGCAGCAUUGGUGGCCAUGGUUCAACAUUUCUGACCCCAAAUCAGUGUCUAUUCAUGACUACAGAGAAUGGUACAGCCACUAUGGAAGCCUGCUAGGGUCAAAUAUCACUGACUGUGACCUGGAAAGAGAAAUGAGCAAGGGCGUGGAGGGCACAGGUUUGGCAUUUAUAGCAUUUACAGAAGCGAUGUCGUUGUUUCCUGCAAGUCCAUUUUGGUCAACUUUAUUCUUUCUCAUGCUGCUGAAUUUGGGCCUCUCCACCAUGUUUGGCACAAUGCAGGGGAUUCUUACCCCACUCAUAGACAACUUCAGAGUGCUUGGGCGCCACAAGACCAUGUUGACGGUGUGUUGCUGUAUCCUGGGCUUCCUCUUUGGCCUGCUCUUCACUCAAAGAAGUGGCAACUAUUUUGUGACCAUGUUUGACGAUUAUUCUGCAACAUUGCCAUUGAUUGUCGUCGUCGUCUUUGAAACUUUCAGCGUGGCCUGGGUUUACGGUGCUGAUCGUUUCUUGGAUGAUGUGGAGGUGAUGCUACACUGGCGCCCUCCAGUGGUUUAUCGAUAUUUGUGGAAGUACGUGUGCCUGCUUGCCAUGGUGGGACUGCUGGCUGCUAGUCUUCUCCGCAUGGUCUUCAAACGGCCCACUUACACAGCCUGGAACCACACCACGGGUUCUGAAGCUAGCCUCGAGUAUCCUGGAUGGGCUCUGAUUUUGCUGUCCAUGCUGAUCAUUAUAGCAUCUCUCCCGGUGCCCAUUGGCUACCUGCUCUCCUUCCUUAGAGGGGGGCGGAGCCUACCAGUGGAGGAGGGUGAAGUUGAGCCUCCAAGAGAGCGAUACUCCAAAUGCAAUUCUGAUGAGCCAGAGCCAAAUAACCAUCACUCCCGAGUGGACGAAGACAGGAAUCGGCCCCGGUCCACCUUACUUCCACUGGGUGCUGAACACUACAGGCUACUCUCGCAACAUGAAGAUAGAGAGGAAGAAGAAGACACUGAGGUGUAAGGGAAAAACUGGUGAUAAAUUGGUGUUUGAAUAGAAAGCGGCAAGACUAUUUAUUUAUCAGUGUUGGAGUUCUUUAAUGGAGUGGAGGGAGACCGACUCCAUUUAUUCUCAUUAUGCUAAUGAACAUUCAAUGAAAAAUAUUUGUCAACUGCAGCACUAUUUUGAGAGGGAUACUUUUUGCGAGUGCACCAAUCAUUAAAUUGCUUUGUUCUUGAAUCCCUUCAUGUACUUCGCCUAAGUGAAGUGGCCUGUACCAAAAGUGCCUGAAAAUAAGGAAUAUCCACACUUAAUUAUAUUAAUUAAUUAUACUUAAUUAUAUGAAUACAGCUUCUCCAAAGCACAGCAAUUAUACUUAUCAUCUAGAAUAAAACAUUUGUUUUCACUAGUUUCUUUAGUAAAAUUGGGUAGCACUUUACAAUGAGGUCCAAUUUGUUAACAUUAGUUAAUGCCUCGGGUAACAUUUACAAUGAGGAAUAUAUAUUUUACAGCAUUUAUUAUCCUUUGUUGCUGUUAGUUAAUAAAAUGUUUUAGCUUACGACUGUAACCAUGGUUCUCUGAGAAGGGGAACGAGGCACUGCUUCUUGGAUUGACGCUAUGGGGACACUGUCAGCAUAGCUGGUGAACACACACCAAAUUUCAUCUUUAGUGGAGAGCCACUGAACAUCAGAGGGUGUCGUAAUACAAGUCAUACAUAGGUUAUGCUGAUGCCAUCCCCAUAGCGUCAAUCCAAGAUGCAGUCUUGAAGUUCCACUUCAAAAGUGAAAUCUUUAUAUUUAUGCUAUCUCACAGUGCAUUAACUAAUGUUAACAGAUAAAAUAUUUGAUCUUAAGAAUGUAUUAGUAAAUGUUGAGAUUAAAGUUAACUAAGAUUAGUAAAUGCUGUAGAUGUAUUGUUCAUUGUUAACUAAUGUAGUUACAUAAUGUUAACAAAUGAAUCCGCAUUGUAAAACUGAACUGUUUGACAUUUUAAAAAUAUCAGUAUUAUCCCUAUUACUAGAAUACUAAUAUUUUUUAAACAUUUUUUUUUCCCAAAAGAAAUGGUACAUAGAGGUUAAAAAUGUUUCUUUGAGUAUGAAACUGAUAGCCAUUAACCUUAUUAAUAAGUUAGUUUUAGCCGAAAAGUGUUUUAAUGUCAAAAUAAAAAUUGUAUUGUAUAUUGUUAAUAGAGUUGAGUUGACAUGGAUUGGUGACAAUAAUAUAUAUAUAUAUAUAUAUAUAUAUAUAUAUAUAUAAUUAGUAUAGCCACGUCAUAGCAUAAACUCCAAAUAUCUACAUAUAUGUUUUCAUUUUUUAAGCUUUUACCCAGCUGGUAAACUGACUGAAACACUAAAGUGCCACACAUGCUGCAAUUAAAACAUAACACUCAAUACAUGCAAUUUUAGCCAUGACUCCACAAUACCAAACUAUGACUGCACGGUUUGCAUUCAUAUGCAAUAACAUUGAAUUGUAUUGUGAUAUUAGAAGAUGUAGAUGUAGAACAGAUAAAAAUAAAUGACUGUUACAUGUAGGCUCAGGUUAAAUCAUAGUGUGAACAUAAAUAUAGAAGGCAGCUUCAUUUCAUGUUCCUUGGAAUUGUUUUUUGUUUCUUUGUUUUGUGUGUGUGUGUGUGUGUUUGGUGGGGAAAGCUCAGAAUACAUUUGGUCUGUUUCAGGCUGACCAGAAAGAUUUUAGUCUAUAUUUUAGACUGAUCCACAAGAGAAGGUUUAGUCAUUAGACUAAAGCUUUUUUUUUAACUGUUGCUGUUGAUACUUUGAUUUGUAUACUGUAUAUAUACAGCAGGGGAUGUGUUUGCAUGUUCACUUCCUUUGUGAGUAUUCUCUUUGUUUGAUCACUUUUGUUGUGAUAUGACAGUAUAUACAGUACAGUUUGGAUACGUGUGUGUGUGUGUGUGUGUGUGUGUGUGAGAGAGAGACAGAGAGAGAGAGAGAGACCAUUGCAAUUUUGUGCCAUGCUGAAGAAUCACUGUAUAUCUAUAUCCCAAAUAAAAAGUUUUUUGGUCAUAGA